Messenger RNA from Aquila chrysaetos chrysaetos, 822 nucleotides. Its product is annotated as maestro heat-like repeat-containing protein family member 2B. NCBI's taxonomy places the organism in Eukaryota, Metazoa, Chordata, Aves, Accipitriformes, Accipitridae. The transcript is spliced from 6 exons. The record is from RefSeq and is a predicted model, not a curated record. Gene Ontology annotation, cellular component: cytoplasm. Bases 64 to 822 code for a protein of 252 amino acids.
ACCGGCGACUGCCUGGCCACGUGCCGCCAGAGGGCAUGGGUCUGCCUUGGCUACCUUCUCCAAAUGCACGCCAAGAGCAUGAAGGUGCCGCAGGCAGGUGAGAUCCGGUGCCUUUGUGAGGAGCUGAACAGCCCGGACACCGAGACUUUGGUGAAGACCCGUACCAAAAUAACAAAGGUGCCAAAAAUCUUGAACACCCUUUACACCUACAUGCAGCAGAGCACCCACAGGCCCUUCCUGCUCCGUGCAGUGUUUCUCCUCACCCACUUUCACCAGGAGCCCGUAACCAGCAGUCUCCUCCAGAAGAGUCUGCUGAUGGACAGUGACACGGUGGAGCUGUGGAGGAGCCUGGGGAGAAGCAUCCUUGGGAUUCGGAUCCUGAGGUGCUUAGUGGAGAAACUAAACAGAGCAGGAAACCACCGCCUGGGGACGGACUCCUCCACUUGUGGGCGGCACAACCGUCAGACGGCUGUGGAGACUCUGACGAUCACCCGUGCCAUCUCCGAGGUGGUGCUUGCCCUGAGGAGCACGGAGGAGCUCAGGCAACUGCUACCCCACCUCCUUCCCAGCCUCCUCAGGUGGGCCAGAGAAAUGCUGGGUGGGGAGAGGCUGCUUUUGCUCAUGAGCACCUGGAGAGAACUGUUCCUCGAGUGCCAAAUGCACGUGGAGAAGCCGUGCGGGGUUUUCCUUUCAGCUCUAGAGUUGGUGCUGGGCAAAUGCAUGGCGCAGAAAGGGACGCAGCUGCUCGUGAAUCGGGGAGUGUGGGCUCGCCUGGAAGACCCCCUGGCUCACCCUGAGGGGGUGCGUCUCCUGAGCAGGUAA